AUGGACCCUACACAACUAACUCACCCAAUCCAACCAACCCACCCUAUCCAACUCACCCAGCCGACCCAACAAACCCACCAUACCCAAAUACUCCACCCCAUCCAACUCACCCAGCCUACCCAACUUACCCACCCUAUGCAACUAACCCAGGCAAGCGAACUAUCCCAGCAAAGCCUCCCAAGCCAAUUAAUCAGCCCUACCCUGCCAACCCAGCCAACCCAAAAAAGCAAUCCUAUCCAAUCAAAUCAACCGACCCAUUCUGGAACCGCUACCAGUAUCCAAUCGAAUCCGUCCGCACGAUUGGCAGCUGCUACUGCAUCCAAGCGUCCUGGGAGGCAAAAGGGAUCACUUGGAUACACCACUCCAGACUGCUUGGCUCUGGUGGAUGCAGUCAAGAUGUGUCUCCCUUUGGGCUCCCAGGAGUGGGGAUAUGUUCAAGUUGAAUUUAACAAAUACGCGCAGGAAAGUGGUCGACCAACCAGAGAGGCCGAAGCGUUAAAGCUCAAGUUCCGAGCCUUAGCAAACCAGACGAAACCAACAGGCGAUGCUGACUGUCCGUCAUACGUUCGCGAGGCCAAAGCAGCUCAAAUAUCGAUCGAUAGACGAGCUCAUGUCAUCUCAUUUAAUGAUAAUGAAAACACAAAUGAGACGCAUGAGAUUAGAGGAGAAGUCGAGGUGUCAUUGCAAGAUCAUGAAGAAGCCGAUUUGGACUUUGGAAACAAUGAGGUGCUUCCUGAUCCUCUCGAUCUAACCACACCUCCGGCGACAAACCCUUCUGAGCGAUCACAAUUGCAAUCGGAUAACUCUGGACCCAACUCGCGAUGCUUUAGCGCGUGGAGCCAGAGGACCUCUGGGUCUGCCUCCGGUUCUCACCAAAAUCCUUUGGUGAAUCGACCGGACACUUGGGUCCGAUCAGAUGGCCCUUACAAGAGUGCAGCGCAAUCAAGGAGACCGGGACUGCCUCCACCCCAACUUGAAGAGAAUAUGGUCGCUUAUUUCGAUCCUCAAGCACGAGAGGCGCGCGAUCACGAACGUAGUGUGACUCAGUUCUAUGCUUUUUCCUUACAGGAUUCUCGUGCGGCAAACGCUUGUCUUGAGGCCAAGAUCAAGGAACUACGCGAUGGGGAUAAGAGUUUAGCUAACCAACUGAAAAUCAAAAACGAUCGACUGAAAGAGAAGAUAAACGAACAAAAGUUUGAAAUCCAGGGACUUAAGAAUGAGAUCAAAUUCUUGCAAUUGCAACUGGAUUUCGGGGGUAGUACUCAGUCUCGUCUUUCUCAUCCAUCCAACCCAUCCUCUGAUGGUCAUCUGGCCAGCACUUCAUCUCCACACAACGCUUGA
This is a messenger RNA of Puccinia graminis f. sp. tritici CRL 75-36-700-3, 1341 nucleotides long. RefSeq lists its product as uncharacterized. Lineage: Eukaryota; Fungi; Basidiomycota; Pucciniomycetes; Pucciniales; Pucciniaceae. Bases 1 to 1341 code for a protein of 446 amino acids. The record is from RefSeq and is a predicted model, not a curated record. The transcript is spliced from 2 exons.